UGAAAUUCAAAAUUUUGUACCAGCAGCUCAAAGCUACUAGGUAAAAAAUGUCACGAGAGAAAACCGGAGGAAUAUUGGUGGUUCAUCAAUACGAAUCAAACCGAACCAAGUCAUAAACCGGUUCAUAGAAAGAUAAGAAGACAGACAAUCAGUCAUCACUUUGGUCUCGUUGAGCCUUUCGUCUAUCUCUCACCUGAAAGAAAGACGUUCAGCUUUCUCUUUCCAAAAUCAAAAGCUCUCCGAUCAGUUUCUCCGGCUUAGGAAAUUAAUUGAAGGAAGGUGAUGAGAGGUACUACUGAGAAUACGGAUCUGUUCGAUCCCAAAACCCAAAUGGAUCCUGACUUCACUCGUCAUGGUUCUUCCUCCGACGGCGAUUUUGGAUUCGCUUUUAACGACAGUAACUUCUCUGAUCGUUUGCUUCGGAUCGAGAUCAUGGGUGGACCUUCGGAUUCUCGGUCUGAAGUUGAAGGGUGUACGAGUAUCGCUGAUUGGGCUCGUCAUCGCAAGAGAAGAAGAGAAGAUAUCAAGAAGGAAUCUGGUGUCACGAUUUCAGACAUUGUGGCAUGUCCUGAGGAGCAGAUUUUAACUGAUGAACAACCUGACAUGGAUGGAUGUCCUGGUGGUGAGAAUCCUGAUGAUGAAGGAGGAGAGGCAAUGGUUGAAGAAGCUUUAUCAGGUGAUGAAGAGGAAACGUCUAGUGAGCCAAACUGGGGAAUGGAUUGUUCUACAGUUGUUAGGGUUAAAGAACUUCAUAUUAGUUCUCCUAUUUUAGCUGCCAAAAGCCCUUUCUUUUACAAGUUGUUCUCCAAUGGAAUGAGGGAAUCUGAGCAAAGGCAUGUCACCCUUAGGAUUAAUGCAUCAGAGGAAGCUGCUUUGAUGGAGCUUUUAAACUUUAUGUAUAGCAAUGCGGUAUCUGUCACCACAGCACCUGCCUUAUUAGAUGUGUUGAUGGCUGCUGAUAAGUUUGAAGUUGCCUCUUGUAUGAGGUACUGCAGUAGACUUCUCCGUAAUAUGCCUAUGACUCCAGAGUCUGCCCUGCUCUAUCUCGAGCUUCCCUCUAGUGUUCUAAUGGCCAAAGCUGUUCAGCCUUUAACUGAUGCUGCAAAACAGUUCCUUGCAGCCCGCUACAAGGAUAUUACCAAGUUUCAUGAGGAGGUAAUGUCUCUACCUUUGGCUGGAAUUGAGGCAAUUCUAUCAAGCGAUGAACUCCAAAUUGCAUCAGAGGAUGCAGUUUAUGAUUUUAUCUUGAAGUGGGCAAGGGCGCAAUACCCUUGUUUGGAAGAGCGAAGAGAGAUUCUCGGGUCACGCCUUGCACUCUCCAUCCGCUUCCCAUUCAUGACAUGCCGAAAGCUGAAGAAAGUGCUGACUUGCAGUGACUUUGAGCAUGAAAUAGCAUCAAAGCUUGUUCUAGAAGCUCUUUUCUUCAAAGCAGAAGCCCCACACAGACAACGUAGCCUAGCCUCCGAAGAAUCUGCAUCCCUGAACCGCCGCCUGAUAGAGAGGGCUUACAAAUACAGACCCGUCAAAGUGGUCGAGUUUGAGCUUCCUAGACCGCAGUGUGUAGUCUACCUAGACUUGAAAAGAGAAGAAUGUGGGGGACUGUUCCCGUCGGGUAGAGUGUAUUCGCAGGCCUUUCACUUGGGAGGUCAAGGGUUUUUCCUGUCAGCUCACUGCAACAUGGACCAACAGAGCUCGUUCCACUGUUUCGGGCUGUUCCUAGGGAUGCAGGAGAAAGGGUCGGUGAGUUUCGGAGUGGACUAUGAAUUCUCGGCAAGGUCAAAGCCCGCAGAGGAUUUCAUAAGCAAAUACAAAGGGAACUACACAUUCACAGGAGGGAAAGCAGUAGGUUACAGAAACCUGUUUGGGGUCCCAUGGACGUCUUUUAUAGCGGAAGAUAGUCAAUACUUCAUCAAUGGCAUUCUCCAUCUCAGAGCAGAGCUUACCAUCAAAAGGUCUACAGAUCCUUAGUGACCGUUUACUUCUCAAUUGUCACUGUCUCUCUUUCCUUUACCUGCUGCUAAAUCUCUCGCUCUCUCUAACUUGCCUUUUUUUUCUUUUCUUUUAUAAGGCUUGAAGAAGACUAAUAAAGCUUAUAAAAGUAAGGUUAAAAACGUUUCGACGACAACGUUAUAAGAAGAAUGUAAAUGCGUUCUUUUUUUCUAUCUACCCUUACUCUUUUGGCUUUGGAUUAUAAGUUUAACUCUUCAAUGAAAUUCUUAGCGUAGAGAUUCUUGUAUUAUGAACGAAGUUGUGAACAGAAAAGAACGAACGUAACUCUCUCGUCUCAUUUAACUAAUUUAUCUAGUUGGAUUGAAAUAGACAUGACUUUUCGAUUUGGG
Molecule: messenger RNA, 2339 nt
Organism: Arabidopsis thaliana (thale cress)
Lineage: Eukaryota; Viridiplantae; Streptophyta; Magnoliopsida; Brassicales; Brassicaceae
Gene: POB1
Product: POZ/BTB containin G-protein 1
Exons: 6
Coding region: 283-1968 (561 amino acids)
Biological process (GO): response to red light; protein ubiquitination
Molecular function (GO): protein homodimerization activity; protein heterodimerization activity
Source: RefSeq, marked reviewed